AUGGCUACUCUGUUCGUUUUUGUUGUAUUCUUCUCAAUAAUGGAAAACGUAAAUGCAAAAGCGAUUGAUAACCUAGAAGCCCGGAAGGAGUUGGCAGGGAACUUUUUGAAAGAUAAUCAAAAUUUGUACAGAGGAGCUGAAGAUGAAAGAUGGAUGUUCAAGUUUCUCAACCAAAAUUCAUUGAUUCCCCCCGAAACGAAAUCUUCAUCACUCUCGGAUUCCUCGUCAGCCAACCUUGUUGUUUUAUCUGAUGCCGUUGGAACAGCUGCUUGUGCAUCCGGAUGGAAAAGAUAUACUGUAAAUGGGAUGUGUUACAAAGAGUCUACAGCUAGUAUGAGUUGGUAUGCCGCGGAGGAUUGGUGUUGGAGUCAGAGGGCUGGUGCGCAUUUGGCGUCGAUCCAUACUCAAGCAGAGGCGCAGUGGUUAAAUUCACAAUACAAACUAUGGUAUGCACCAAUGGAUGACUGGAUUGGUUUGAAAAAAGAGUGUGAUAUGACAGCUUACUACUGGACAGACGGUACUCCGGUCGAUUUUCAGUGGUGGCAGCCUGGAUAUCCUCAAGCGCAAUAUGCUGAACAAAGUUGUACUACAAUUUGGAAUACCGCCUUGUUGUUUCUGGUAUCUGGAUAUACUCCAGGACAGUUUGAUGACAUGAAAGAGUGUGGAAUGGCGACUGGUUCAUAUGCACUUUGCAAGUAUGACCCCAAUACAUCCAUUGUGGGAACUAAGUACACACCCAAAGUUUGCACAAGUACUACAAGUACUACAUCGACUACAACAACAACUACUCCGACAACAACUACGAAGACUACAACAACGCCUACCACUACUACGACAACACCCACGACAACAACAACGACGCCAACAACUACGACAACCACCCCCACAACAACAACAACGACUCCAACAACGACUACUACAACACCUACAACUACUACCGUAACCACUACAACAGAAACCACUACAACUCCAACUACAACUACCACAACUCCUACAACUACUACUGAGACGACUACGACAACGACACCUACAACGACUACAACUCCAACUACAACGACUACAACACCUACAACUACGACAACGACUCCGACCACAACAACAACAACACCAACAACUACAACUACAACUCCAACUACAACCACUACAACUCCGACCACAACAACGACAACACCAACAACUACAACUACAACUCCAACUACAACGACUACAUCAACAACCACAACACCUACAACUACGACAACGACCCCUACGACCACAACAACAACUCCCACGACGACUACAACAGAAACCACUACAACUACUACAACUCCAACCACAACAACAACAACACCUACCACAACUACUGAGACUACUACGGCAACGACGACGACACCUACAACAACUACGACAACUCCAACCACAACAACAACAUCACCUACAACGACUACCACAACUCCGACCACAACUACUGUAACCACUACAACAACGACUCCCUCCACAACUCCAACGACUACAACCACAACACCUACCACAACUACGACAACUCCAACCACGACAACUACAACACCAACAACUACAACAACAACCACCACAACACCUACCACAACAACAACCAAGCUCACGACCACUACAACAGUUUCAACUACUACUUCGAAAACAACUUCCAAAGCAACAACUCCUUUUGACACGUCUAAAUGCGCCAACAAUUGUCCAACUGGAUGGGUGUCUUACAAUGGUCUUUGUUAUGCUAAAAUCAAAGGACCCGCUAAAUCCUCCGACUUCAAUACAGAGUGUGUGCGGUUAGGAGGUCAAAUGGCGGAGGUUUCUGGAAGUGGUGUCAACGAGGCACUAAGAUUAGCCUUCAGCACUAACACAGCUAGUACCACUCUUGAAGAAGCAUGGAUGAAUCCAUCAGGCGGAUUCACAAAUAUGGCACCUGGUUAUUCCGCUGCGACUGGAUCGUGUUAUACGAUAGUUCUGAGUCAAUCUGACAAUGGAGUGUAUACACAACGCGGAUUGUGGAGGACUCAACUUUGUACCAGUUUGAAAGAAUUCGGAAUCUGUCAAAAAGCUUCAUAA
This is a messenger RNA of Caenorhabditis remanei, 2058 nucleotides long. RefSeq lists its product as uncharacterized. The transcript is spliced from 12 exons. The coding region runs from base 1 to 2058 and encodes 685 amino acids. The record is from RefSeq and is a predicted model, not a curated record. NCBI's taxonomy places the organism in Eukaryota, Metazoa, Nematoda, Chromadorea, Rhabditida, Rhabditidae.